AUAACAGCGAACAGAACAGAGUUUGAGGAACAGGACAGAGUUUGAGGAACACAGGGAUACUCAAAUCUCAGUAAAAUAAACACUGCGGCCAUAAACAUUACUCACCUUCUUUUUGUGGCUGACUUGAAACUUAAAAAAAGUGUAAAGAUGGCUGACACUGAUAACUUGAUGACUGGAAACCCUCGAUCACAUAAAGGGGAAAACAAAGUAUCCCGUGUGUUGAAGUAUUGUCUACUAUGUUUUGCAAUGUUCUUUUGGAUUAUUGGGGCCCUAUUUAUAGCAAUUGGAGGCUAUACUACAUCGCAAAAAACAGGGUAUGAAGAGCUAGCUGAUCUUGCAUCAGAUCCUGGUAUUAUUCUAGCUGCUCUGGGUGUUUUGAUCUUCAUUGUGUCAUCUUUUGGGGUUCUUGGUGCUCUGAGGGAAAAUAUUUGCUUACUGAAUUAUUAUAAAUUGUUGUUGAUGUUGACCCUGGUGUUUGAAGUGUUCUGUGGGAUUACUGCUUUUGCCUUUUGGCCUGAAGUUAAGAAAUUGGUUGACAAGAAUUUAUCCCUUGCUAUUGAAAAAUACAACGUUAAUGUUGACCUACGAAACAUGAUUGAUAAAGUUCAAAGAGAGCUUGAAUGUUGUGGUAGUCUUACAAUAGAUGAUUGGGACAGCAAUCCAUACUUCACCUGCCUAAACAAAGAAAGUUAUCGUUCAUGUGGAGUACCAUGGUCUUGCUGCCUGAAGAAAUAUGAACAAAAUCGGCAGUGUGGAUACGGUGUCAGAAAAAAUAGAGUCCAUGUUAAGCUUUCAAAUGAAAUCUACACUAUUGGCUGUUUGGAUAAAGGUUUUGAAUUUUUCAGGAAAAAUCUUGGGCUAGUUGCUAUUUUGGCGAUAUGUUUUUCCCUACCUUUAAUCAUUGGCAUGUUUAUGACACACAUGUUGGCCAAUCAAAUAGUUGCUCAAAUUGGUGUACUUAAUAAACAGAAUGUAUAUUUGUAAUUUUUGUUAUGGAAUAUUGUACUUGAUGAAGAACAUUAUAUAUCCAUACUUACUGUGGUGCAUUAAAACUUGCAAGUUUUGUCUUGUAGCCACUUUCGCAUGUGCAAAACAGUCAGAAGUUUUUUUUUUCAUUGCUGUUAUUUAGGGAGGUGCUUGAUAUUCUUAGUGUUUUCUGUGAAUGUAUAAAUAUUUACUUAUGAGAAAUGUGGCCCUUUUUACAUUUUGUUAUGUCACUCUUUUGUUUUACCAUUUAAAUUAUAGCUAAUUUUUUAGUCAGUUUUCUAAAAAACCAUUUGACACUAUUGAAUUAGAAUCUAAUUACAAAGCUAAAUCUAAUAGAACCGGUGAAUUAUCCGGUAAGUUAAUACAUAACCACUUGUUUUUAUUGUGAGUAUGGAAAAUGUAAUAUGUUAACUUAUUUCUUAGGAAAGCAACUUUGUCUCUUUUUGUGUUUCUAAAGUUAGUAAUUUUUCUAAUGUUAUGGUGAUUUUGUAUAAUUUAAGUUUGAAGAACGUAAGUUUUUAAUAUAUGUAUUCUGUUGAUAACAAAGCGACUUCACUUCAGUUUCCAUGUCCAAUUGAAUACUGCUCAGUUUGUUUUGAAUUUUGAUUGUUUAACUAAGUUGUGUGAUAUAUAAAGGGGUUGUCACGACUCUAUUAAACCUAAAUCACCUUUUUGUGACUUUUUCAUAUGUAAAGCAUCAGUGCCCAGCCAUCCUAGUAAUUGUCCCUUUUACCAAUCAGAGAUUGAUAAUUCAGAUUGCAGCAUUCAGAAAUUAUAAAUGCUUAUUUUCAUCAAUCAAAAGCAAGACUUUGUGAAAUUAAUAUAAUGUUAACAUAGAAAAGCUAUAGCUCCUUGACAUAUUUAAUGAAACUAACUCAUACUCACUCUGUGUUGUAUAGUAUAUACAAAAACUUUUGUAUUUUUAAUUAUUUUUUGUUUUUUACAUAUUAAUUUACAUCUUUGUAUAUUUUUUUGUAGAAGUUUUGCAUGUUACAUUUUUGUGCUAAUGCUUUGUGGAAAGAAUUAUUUCAAGAAUUUAAAUGCACGCAGAAAUAUUUCUAAGCAGGUGUUGUUUCCAUUUAAUAAAUUAGUUAUUGUUGCAA
This is a messenger RNA of Hydractinia symbiolongicarpus, 2090 nucleotides long. RefSeq names its product tetraspanin-33-like. The record is from RefSeq and is a predicted model, not a curated record. The transcript has 2 exons. The coding region runs from base 148 to 984 and encodes 278 amino acids. Gene Ontology annotation, cellular component: membrane. Lineage: Eukaryota; Metazoa; Cnidaria; Hydrozoa; Anthoathecata; Hydractiniidae.